GGUCGCAUCUCUUUCGUCCAAGCGCAGACAUGGCUGCAGGGCAAGUGAAUUUGAACGUUCGGUCAUCCUGAAAGUGCUGGAAGUUCCAGAACAGCUUGAGAUGACAACGGAGUGACAACUUUGCCACGGGGCAGCAGCGCACCCACACAGGACGCACGCGUUUGCAGGACUCACUGCAAGAGGGCUGCAUCCCGCGGUUUUAAACGGUUUCUGGCGCAUCGCUCUCCGUGCAUUCGUAACUGCAAUUCCACUGUGGACGCCAUGGAGCCUGACAAAGCCGUCAUCGACUUCGUCACGAAAGCGUCCCGCACUGAUGGACGUCCUGGAGUGACUUCAUCACCGUCAACCGAGCCGAGUUUGUUUCACGUGCUGCACGUGCACGAGCAACCUCCGAUCCUGAAGCGGACGAUCCCGACACCGCACUACGCCAAGGAUUUACUGUCGCCUCCAAAGUCUCGGUUAAACUUCUACUUGGAUCAACGCCAACAGGUGCAAACCCUGCAACCAUCCACACCCCCGACGUGGUCCCCCGUGACCCCCGGCACUCCGCGGCCCAUCACGGUGUCGUCGUCGCCGCGCGAAAAAGCCGCCGCCGCGGCUCCCCGAGUGGUCCACAUUCACGGCCGAGAACACCUGGAAGUGAGAGCAUGUAUGUUGGCCCAUCGAUACCGACUCAAUGUGGACGAGCUUGUCAAGUCGCGCGACGACCACCGACAGGCCGUGGCGGGGCUCAAGCAGCAGCGCCACGCCACGUUGCUGCCAAACACGGCCAUCGCCCAAGAAACCGCUCGACGGAAGACCCAGUUCCUUCUCGACCAUUACUUUGGCAUGCACGAGGGUACCGACCAGCCGCCAUUACCUCAUCCGACUGGGUCUUCACGACCUAGCCACAAGACCGGGACGUCGUGGCUGCCCUCCCCCAAGAUGAGCAAGCGUCUGGCGGCGGACGCCCCGCCUCAUUCCCCAUCUCCUCGUGUCAGCGACGCGCAGCACGUAUUGCUCGAUGUUGUCGAUGAAUGGUCGCUGCAUGCCGACGCGUCAACGUCGGACGUCGAGUCGUUCUGGCACUCGGUGACGGCACACAUGGAAGCGUCAUACGUUCUCCAAACGACGGUCGUGGACGCUGCCCACCCAAAUACACUGGCUGUCCAAAUUGCCCUCGACUGUUUAGCCAAACUGGCCGACCGUCUGCCAAGCUAUGCGCGCCUCCUUCACGUGAUUCAUGUCGUGCUCGAACGCGCCGUCUACGCCCCGGAGGAGACCCCGUCUGCGAAUGCGUCGACGAAACCAUCUCGUCGUCAGUUGUUUGUGGACAAGCUCGCAGAGACGCAAGCGUCCCUUGAUCGCUAUAUCGGCCAAGUGUCCGCGUUCAAAGCAUCGCAGAAGCGCACCCCCCUGGAGAAAAUUGCCGACGUUGUCGCGUCCACAGCGAGUGAAACGGAGCGGCACGAACUUCUCUUGAACGUGAUCGGCCAGCACUUGCCGCAAUCCACCCUUGGCAUGGACGUUGUGAUGGCGGCAGCCACGCAUGCGUCGCCGCCCGACCAGAUCCGCCUCGUGCAAUCCGUUUUGGCCCACCGAUCCGUGCACGACAUGCAGUCUGUGCUCCUCAUGAUGCACCAGCGGCACAAACAAGCACUGCCCAUGUUUAUGGAGGACCAUGCGGACGCGAUGGAGGCACUGAUCUUGGAUGACGGCGGUCGUGGUGUGCAGCGCGUGAUGGAGGCGAAUGGCACGUUCUUUAGCGAUUUGUUUUUGCGCGCGCCGGCAUUGCUCAACAACGCGUUGCAAGCCCCCACUCCGCUCCUCGGUCAAGUCGUCGAGCAGAAUCGGUCGGCCAUUUCCAACAUCCUAAGCCAGAAGCCCGACGUGUUUCUCCAAGUUCUUGCUAGCGCCCUCAAAGAUAACAACCUACUUGCCCUGGAAGAGUACUUGGUCAAAACCCCCAAGGCGCUGCGAGAUGUGCUCCUCAACCGCCCUACUCUGCUCUCGGGCGUCGUCAAGUCGAGCCCAAGCAUCUUAACUGACGUUCUAGUGAACGCCAAGGCUGUCUUCGCCCGCGUCGUGACCGAAGUGCCGGAUCACUUGACGGCGGUGUUCAAUGCACACCCCGCGUCCAUCGGCACGAUGUUUGCAGCAUCAGGGGAAACCCUGGCGCCCAUCUUGGACCAGUGCCCACAGGUGCUGAGUGGGUACUUGGAGAGCGCCCCGGAGACCGUGCUUGAUAUUGCCCACCGGUCGCCAAAGCUCGUCUCGAUGCUGUUUUCCCGGUUCCCCGACUUGCUCCUGGAACCACUGGAGCUGAACCCGACCAUCCUCGCGACGUUCCUCGCGUCCCAUCAGGAUAUUUUAAAGACGUUGCCAAUUCACGACUUUGUGGACGCCAGUGGGAGCAGCAGGUUCCGCAAACUCGGAACGGCUGCGACGCAGACCGAAACAACGGUGGCCAUGCAAAAACAAGUUGCGAACGGCGCGGCCAAGCUCAAAAAGCGAAACAACGUGCUCAUGCAGAUCAUCAAGAAGCGCAAAGUGAACGCGAUGCCGGAAGCCGACGUGCUCAAGGAAAUCUCCAAGUUGUACGCCAAGAAGAUCGUGUUCGAUGACAUCGACGAUCGAGCCGGCCUCGACCGGUACUCGCUCGCCGAGCUGUCGCAGGAUAUAUACGUCCAAGAAUUUGGCCUCAAAAGCACCGCCCAAAAGCGAAUUGCGAGUCUCGUGGCAGGGCUGAAAAAGAUCGAUAAGGACAACUCGCGUGCGCGCUGGUUCAGUGUUCUCCUUGGUGCCACGGCCGAGCUCUACAACGCCCAAGCGAUCGAUGUGUACCUCCAAGCACUGCAGCUCAUGGUGCCGCCGGGAGACGUCGAAGCGCGGCUCGGCGAUGGAUCGACGCCGUGCUUGAUCCCGUUGCAUACUGCCAAGGAUCUCGCGCUUCAUGCGUACGACAGUUCCAUCAGCAUGGACGUGCGGCUGCAGCUGCAAAAGCGGAUUGUUGGGCUUCCGACCGAAGCUCAUGUGACCGCCGACGGCAGCCCCGUCGCGGCAUCGCCGCCGUCUGCAUUGGAUGAAGGGCUGCAGAUGUUUGUAAACCUGGACGAUGUCAUGGACUGCGUCAUGUCCAUGUGGUACGAGUACCAAACCAACAUCGACAAGGAAAUGACCAAGCUGUUUGCGGAGGCCGAUGAAGAUGGGAACGGCGUCCUGACGUACCAAGAAUUCGAAUCCAUGAUCAAAAAGGUUGAUGCAGACUGCGACGACCGCACGAUCAUGCGCAUCUUCAACAUGUGCGGCGAAGAAAAUGACCAAGGCGAACAUGAAAUCAAACCGGUACGAACGUUGUACAACGUUAGCGACACAUGCACGCUUGGACCGGCACGCGAGUGCAUGGCUGCCAGACGAAUUCCCUUGCUGCGAGUGCUCGAGUUCUAAUCGUUGUGUGGCUGCCUCGAGUAGUCGGACUUUGCCACCGUCAUGCGGGCGUACCACGUGAACAACCAGGACACGGGCGCCUCAAGCACCAGCGCCGCGUCGGCUCCACAAGCGUGAUGCGCAUACUAGCGGCGGGGAUACGUCGCCGCGGUGGGGACGCGCCCUUGUUGCGGCGUAGAUGUUGCUUCAUGUUGAAUGGAUAGCAGCAUCAACUGCUCGAACUCGGCAAAACUCACCUUUGUCAUUCAUGAGAAAAAUCAAGGUAAACAUGCUUGAAAACGCACGCUUCAGGCAUGCCCUCUUC
Molecule: messenger RNA, 3730 nt
Organism: Aphanomyces invadans
Lineage: Eukaryota; Oomycota; Saprolegniomycetes; Saprolegniales; Verrucalvaceae
Exons: 13
Coding region: 262-3426 (1054 amino acids)
Molecular function (GO): calcium ion binding
Source: RefSeq, a predicted model, not a curated record